CCUAUUGCACCGAAGACCACCAACGCGUGGCAAAGGAAGUUCAUCAAGAACUAAAAAUCCAUAUGAAUGAACCCCAUCUCUUCCAACAGCCAAGUAAUGGCUCUAAUUGCUUCUCCUACUCCGCCAUACACCACCAGCAAUAGUGACAAUUCACCGUCUAGCAGCGAUAAUAUUACUGUAGAAGUUGAUUACAGAAAAGGUGUGAAGUAUCUAGUUGAUAAUUCAAAGGACAUGAAAAUGCUGCCUCCCGAGUUUGUUUUGCCACUGCCAGAAUCUGAAAGGCCAUCGUUGGCAAUCCAUGGUUCAAUUCCUGUUAUAGAUUUGACUGGCCUUUAUGGACCUGUUGAGCAAAGACCGUCCACUAUACAUGCCAUUAGUUCUGCUUGUGCUGAAUGGGGAUUCUUUAGGGUGACUAAUCAUGGUAUAAAGAUCUCUAUCAUGGAUGAGAUGCUUAAAGUCAUAGAAGAAUUUUUCAACCGGCCAUUGGAAGAGAAAAUGAGAUAUGCUUCAGAAAAUGUGAUGGAUCCAGUAAGAUAUGGAACAAGUUUGAACACUAGCAGAAAGCAUGCCCUUCAUUGGAGGGACUUUCUGAGGCACUAUGGCGGUCCAAUUCCUCACAGCUAUAACCUUUGGCCAGAUAAUCCCUCGACCUACAGGCACGUCGCAAAGGAUUACUUAAAGGAAGUUUGGCAACUUGCUGUAAAAAUAUUUGGUGCAAUAUCAGAAGGAUUAGGCCUCGAUUCAAAUUACAUAGAGAGGGCACUUGGAGAUCAAGGGACUCGUAUUAUAGCUGCAAAUUAUUAUCCACCAUGUCCUGAGCCAAACAAGACAUUGGGACUUGCUGCACAUUCAGAUCAUGGUGGUCUUACUAUUUUGAUGGACAAUGGAAUUCAUGGCUUGCAAAUUAAGCACAAUCAAACAUGGUUUGCUGUUCCUCAUGUCCCGGGCACUUUCGUCGUCAACCUAGGAGAUUAUUUGGAGAUAUUGAGUAAUGGCAGGUACAAGAGCGUAGAGCAUCGCGCAGUAGUCAAUGCGGAAAAGACGAGGAUCUCUGUAGCUGUAGGCCAUGGCCCAGAAAUGACAGCUAUAGUUCAGCCUGCAGGCCCACUUCUCAAAGAGAAGAGUGAAAGCAAGUAUCGGCCCAUUGUGUACAAGGACUAUAUUAAAGCCCAACAAAGCACUAUUAAGAGAGGAAAAAGUGCCUUGCAUGAGAUAAUGACUUCCACAGACAACAAAAUAUACGAUUAAAUUUGAGUAAGCGUGUCAAACGUAGUGGUUGGAUCAAAAUGAAUGAGUUAGGUCACUUGGGCUGAUAUGAGUUGAUCAAAAUGAGUUAAAAUAAGGGUCAUAGCUUAACUCGCCAACUCUUACCAAAUUCUUAUUAGGAACUAUGCUUCCUAGGCUAGUCUUGGCUUGUAAUGACGUUUAGUAUGUAAUUUUAAUGAAUUUUCUCAUCACAAAAUAAAUAAAUAAAAAGUGAUUGAUGCC
Molecule: messenger RNA, 1488 nt
Organism: Lycium barbarum (goji berry)
Lineage: Eukaryota; Viridiplantae; Streptophyta; Magnoliopsida; Solanales; Solanaceae
Product: protein DOWNY MILDEW RESISTANCE 6-like
Exons: 4
Coding region: 67-1248 (393 amino acids)
Source: RefSeq, a predicted model, not a curated record